AACCUCCAUUAUUUGUACUAUAUGCUCACUGAUUCCUCUUCUUCUCACGCUUUCUCACCGACUCUUCGCCUCCUUCUUGUCCCUUUCUCUUCCCUUUCCUUGCCCUAGAAUUCCUCCAGGUACGUCUCUCUCGGUUUUCCCCUGUUUUCCCAUGUUUUUUUCAACCAGAAUCAUGUGUUUUUUGAGACACUUUUGAGUCCAGAGUUGAUAAAAAGGGAGGUGCAAGUUGUUGAUUGAAUCUGUGAAGCAGAAUAGACAAAGAUUAAGCGUUAAUUGUUACAGUUGUUAUUGUUGAGAAUUGUGCAAUUUAUAGUCAUUGGUUUUUAUUGUUUCCAGACACAGAUGGUGUCAAUUUGCAAGAUUGGGUACUGGAUUAUAGAGCUGCAGUGUUGAUUAGCACUAAAUUAAUUGUAGUUACGUCGGUUGCGUGUAUUGAAUAGAGAUAGCUAAAACGGGUGCUCUUUGCUGUGUGGCCUCUGGGCCACAUGGAGAGAGAUCAAAUUCAGUUAGCAGGGACUUUUCUGGGGACCCUGGUGAACCCCAUUGGAGAAUAAAUUCUAGUUUUUCCCCUCCAUUGUCAAGGCUUUCAGACUGCAGGUCGCAUUCAGAUGGAUUAUCACAAGGGACCCAUCGAUUCCCCAUUUAUGAAUCAUCAUUUUCUCUGCACAAUAAAGGAAGAAGUAGGGACAGUGAUCAAUAUCCUAUUCAUUUUCAAUCUGUGUCUGAUGGCGCUCUUUCUUCUUGUGGAAGCCCAUCUGAUAGCUUCCGGGCAUUACAGUGGACGACUCCUACAAAAACACUUGAUCUUGGACCAAAAUCAAAGACUUCUGUAUUUUCUGAGAGUAAUGAGGAAUGCUUUCAAGGAGUACCCUCAAUGUCGAACAGCAUCGCGUCUCCUUCCCCAUGCUCAGAAUCUAGUCAGAGGACAUCCACUUGCAAGCACCCAAUCUUCUUCCCGUCCCGUAAUUUUUCCGGGAGACGCUCAUUCAUCUCAAAGCCUGUUUAUCCACUUAUUUUCCACAAUCCAAUUUCUGAUUAUGAAGCAAAUGAUGUGGUCAGUGCAACAAGUACUGAUAGCAAGAUGCCACCUGUUAAUAGUUAUAGUACUUUAAACCUCGAUCUCAAGUUCCAAAAUUCUUUAGCUGAACUCCAGCAAAUGGAGGGUUCUCCAGAGCCUGGUGCAAGUUCUAGGAGAGAAGGAUUCAGAUUGAGCAGUGCCAGCAGUUACUAUGAUUUUGGAUCUGAGCCAGAUGCCAUUGACAUUACAGAAAGCAUUAGCAUCGAAAGCCUGAUGCCUUCAAAUAAUUUAGCAAGAUAUCAGAAAUGUGGGUUAUGCAAGAGGUUCUUAUGGCAGAAAUCUCUAUGUAGUUCUUAUAAGAUUGUUAGAAAUUGUGAUUUGCCAAUUGCUGCAGUACUUCCUUGUGACCAUAUUUUCCAUGCAGAGUGUUUGGAAGAGAUCACUCCAAAGAAUAAUGUUCAUGAUCCUCCCUGUCCACAGUGUCUUAAAUCUGUAAUCCUCGAAGGAUCAACAUCAUUUUCAAAGCCUCUUCAGAUUUCUCUCGGUUCUGCUACAAAGAAUCAGGAUGUCAACACUUCACAUAGUGCAGAGACUGAUAUGAAGCAAAGAGGUUUCUUGAUUAAGGAUCAUCUCAAGAAGAGGUUUUCUAAAGAUCUCUUUUUCAGCACAAAGGUUUUUAAAAGAAAUGCAUUACCAUCUUCCUCAGCUAGUGUCAACCACAACACAUUGGGAUGCAUUAGUACUUGACGAUGAUAAAGUGCAUAUAGUUCAGAUUUCAGACGAUAAAGAGAACUUGUGUUUGUUAUAAUAUCUACAAACCCUCCCUGUUAUCCUCUCGAGAACUUUAUUAUUUACAUGCGAGAGGAAUGACGAAGAAUGGCCUACAAACCGUUGAAGUGAUAAAGUUCAUGCAUGAGCAACUCUUGACAUUCUGAUAUCUGCAAGUUAACGAUGCUUCGAAUCAGUACUUCGGGUUUCUCUCGAUGAGACAGAAUUAGAUGAUGGUAUUGCAAUGGUGAUUAUGAUAUAUUUUUUGAGAUAUAUCUCAGGUAACACUUGACCGUGGCACCGAAGACUUUAAUUCGGUGCAUGCAGAGUUAAGAGUAUCAACAAUUGAUUGUUGUCUUCACAUCAUCAGAGUCUGAAUUAGUUCGUCUUUGCACAUAUGUAUGAAUUCACCAAACAAAGAAAUUUGUAAGAAUGUUAAUCAAAUACUAAACAUGUUGCUUAAUCUCAAUUCAUGUUUUACUGCAAACUUAAUACUGAAGUAAUGAAAUUCGGCAAAUUGGUCAA
Molecule: messenger RNA, 2311 nt
Organism: Dioscorea cayenensis subsp. rotundata (Guinea yam)
Lineage: Eukaryota; Viridiplantae; Streptophyta; Magnoliopsida; Dioscoreales; Dioscoreaceae
Exons: 5
Coding region: 875-1765 (296 amino acids)
Source: RefSeq, a predicted model, not a curated record